Spirometra erinaceieuropaei is the source of this 684-nucleotide messenger RNA. The record is from the annotation of a GenBank genome assembly. NCBI's taxonomy places the organism in Eukaryota, Metazoa, Platyhelminthes, Cestoda, Diphyllobothriidea, Diphyllobothriidae.
AUGGAACGCACGGAGAACGCGGCCUGCAGGUGCACGAAGACGAAGAUAAGUUUGAAAGCGAAGCCGGAGAAAAAGCCGGCUUUCAAGCAGAGCCGACGAGUCCCGUUUGCGGUACAGUCGUCCGUAGAAGCUGAACUAGAAAGACUACAGACAAAGGGCAUAAUCUAUCCUACCAAUCAUUCAGCCUGGGCUGCUCUAGUCAUGGCGGUGAAGAAGCCCAACGUACAAAUACGACUAUGCGCGGAUUAUUCAACGGGCUUGGACGACGCACUAGAAGAUUAUCAUUACCCGCUGCCAACCUUAGAGCAGAUUUUCGCUACUCUAAAUGGAGGGCAAGUCAUUGCGAGGAUCGAUCUAUCCGAAGCUUACUUGCGAAUUGAGGUGGACGAGAAAUCGCAGGAACCUUUGACCAUUAAUACGCACAAGGGUCUCUUCAGAUACACUCGUCUAAACUACGGCGCGAAAACAGCAACUAGUGUGUUCCAGCAGAUCAUGGAUGCGAUGCUUACGAAUGUUCCCAGGACUGUUACAUAUCUGGACGAUAUUUUGUUUGUCGGUAGCUCAGAGGAAGAGCUGACCCAAAGGCUGGACGAGGUUGUGGGCAAUCUGAUCGACUACGGCCUUAAGAUCAAUAAGGAGAAAAGUGAAUUUUUGCGACGGAGGUCCACUAUCUCGGAUUCAUAG